AGCUGGGCCCGGCUCAGCUUGCUGCGCGCGUCCUGGCCGGGCCGCCUGCCGGGUCAGCCAGCCGAGGGGAUGUUGACUGCCAUCGAUAGCGCCCUUGCGGGCGCAAUUGACGUCGUCGCCGAUGACGUUAGCGCCACCAUGAAGAGCCUGAAGGAGAAAGGUUGGAAGGGGACCUUGUCAGACGCCGUAGAGGACGCCGCAUCCCUGGUCAAGGACACCGCUGUCGGCGCCAUCUCGAGGGGCGCGGGUGCCCUGACCGGAAAGACCGCAGCCCCAGCGCCUGUUUCUGGCCAUUCAGGCAUCCAGUCCGACUACGCGAACGUGCUUGCAGGGCAGCCGCGCUUCCAGUACGACGGGCCGGGCGCGAAGCCGUCGGCACCGGCCGCACAGGGAGGUAGCUUCGGUGGAAUCCAGCGCGGCGCUGGCAUCAACAAGCCGGCAACCACGGCGGGUUUUGGUCCAGGCAUCGGCAUCCAGCGCGCUAGCCCUGGCGGCUACACAGGCCCCAGCCCUGGAUGUUUCACGGGCGGCACUGCCACCAAGCAAGGAGGUGUCGCCGCAGGCUUCGCUGCUGCAGGGGCCUUUGGCAGCCCACCCAACGGCGCGAUGCCUCCGAUGCCGGCGCCCACGGCGGGGUUCCCAGCGCCAACGCCACGAGCGGCCCCGCACUUCCCUCCAGGGGCGGUUCCUGGCUACCAGCCGAGCCCGGCGUACGCGCAGCAGCCGACCAGCACGGCGUCGUCCAACAAGGGCCCUCCGCUGUCGGCGCCUGCGCUGGCGAGCAGGUUCCAGGCGAUCAAGUCGAGGCACCAGGCGAACAACGCAUGCUUCGACUGCGGCGGGCCCAAUCCCGAGUGGGCCAGCGCCUCCUUCGGCAUCUUCGUGUGCAUCGGCUGCAGCGGUCACCACCGCCGACUUGGAACGCACAUAUCACGCAUCCGCAGCUGCGUGAUGGAUUCCUGGACCGACCAGGCGC
Molecule: messenger RNA, 976 nt
Organism: Prorocentrum cordatum
Lineage: Eukaryota; Dinophyceae; Prorocentrales; Prorocentraceae
Source: the annotation of a GenBank genome assembly